Molecule: messenger RNA, 4232 nt
Organism: Schistosoma curassoni
Lineage: Eukaryota; Metazoa; Platyhelminthes; Trematoda; Strigeidida; Schistosomatidae
Source: the annotation of a GenBank genome assembly
CGACUAAACAUGUAUUGCAUUACGUGAACAUAACAAUAAUAAUAACGUUCAAUAUUGUAGUUGUGAAUAGAUUUAGUUUAAAAACUAUGAUAAAUGGAACAAUUACAAUGGAAUUACCUAACAACAAUAAUUAAUUAUCAUUUAAAAAAGAAAUCACACAAGUAACUUGAAUGAUUUUUAUAAAUAUGUUAUUAAAUUAACGAUAUCUUAUCAUAAAAAAAGUAUUUAUAUUUAUGUAUAUACUACUCAUAUAAAAAUUACAUAUAUGACAAUAUCCAUUUUUAUAAAAUGAAUACAUUACAUUGGGCAAGUGGAGCAAAAGCUGCUAAUAUAGAUGGUACAAUGGGUGUUUAUGGUCAAUUGGACAAAUCAUAUGGUACACGACCUUAUAGUGGUAUGGUUGGUGCUGGUGGAGGUAGUACAGGUUUAUCUAAUCCAUCUAAUUUAUAUACUUAUACCGGUAGUAUAUUUUCUCAUAAUUCUACUAAUAUACCAUUAUGUUGUAGUUCAUCACAGGAUACAUAUACAAUAACACAACAAAAUCAUAAUCAAUUAGAUACAUCUGAUUAUACUAAAUUAUUAUCAUCAGGUACAAGUUUAAUUCAUACAAAUCAUAAUUCACCUAAUUUAUCUUAUUUACCAUAUAGUAUUUCAGAGACUAAAUUAAAUGAAAAAUUAUUACAUAAUAAUAUUAAUAAUUGGCAAAAAACAUUUAAUAAAAAUGAUUUAUCAUCAAUAAAUUCAUAUCAUCAAUUAGAUAAUACCAUAGCAACUACUCCCUUAGCAACUAAUAAAUGCCAUUUAAAUACAGUUACUAACGAUAAUAAUAAUAAUAAUAAUAAUAUACAAUUAAAUCAUAUAAAAUAUAAUUUAAAUCAUCAUAAAAUCAAUCAUGAUAAUCAACGUAUUAUAUUAAAUAUAUCUGGUUUACGUUAUGAAACCCAAUUUAGUACAUUAAAUAAAUUUCCUAAUACAUUAUUAGGUAAUCCAAAAAAAUUAGAUCAAUAUUAUGAUUCAUUAAGAAAUGAAUAUUUUUUUGAUCGUAAUCGUCCUAGUUUCGAUGCAAUAUUAUAUUAUUAUCAAAGUGGUGGUCGAUUACGUCGUCCAGUGAAUGUACCCAUUGAUGUAUUUACUGAAGAAAUUAAUUUUUAUGAAUUAGAUGAAGAUGCUAUUGAAAAAUAUCGUGAUGAUGAAGGUUUUAUACGUGAAGAUGUGAAAAUUUUACCAAAUAAUAAAUUACAACGUAAAUUAUGGUUAUUAUUUGAAUAUCCUGAAAGUUCUAUAUCAGCACGUUGUAUUGCAAUUUGUUCUAUAUUUGUUAUUAUAUUAUCAAUUAUUAUAUUUUGUAUUGAAACAUUACCAUCAUUUAAACAUUAUAAAUUUGUGAAUUUAUCUUCAUAUCAUAUACCAAUCUCACCAUCAUCAUCAUCAUCAUCAUCCCCAUCAUCCCCAUCAUCAUCGCCAUCAUCAUCAUCAUCAUUGUCAUCAUUAUCAUCAUUAUUCUUAAUAUCCAAUCAAAAUAUCAAUACUAUUGAUUUAAUGAAAAAUCAUUCAAUCAAUAUAAAUCGAUCAAUAAAUGAUUAUAAUUUAUCAAUAAAAACAACAGAUGAUUUAUAUUUAUCAUUUAUUGAUUGUUAUUAUCAUUAUGAUCCAAUGAAAUGUUUAUUAAUUAUAGAAGAUGAUAUCCCUACCGUUAUAGAUCCAUUUUUUUUAAUUGAAACCAUUUGUAUUAUAUGGUUUACAUUUGAAUUAUUAAUACGUUUUAUUUCAUCUCCUCAAAAAAUUGCAUUUUUUAAAAAUAUUAUGAAUUUUAUUGAUAUAGUUGCGAUUAUACCAUAUUUUAUAACAGUUGGUACAAUGGUUGCUGAUGAAAGUAAAAGUCAAAAUCAAGCUAUGUCAUUAGCUAUAUUAAGAGUAAUACGUCUUGUACGUGUAUUUCGUAUAUUUAAAUUAUCAAGACAUUCAAAAGGUUUACAAAUACUUGGUCAAACAUUAAAAGCAAGUACACGUGAAUUAGGUUUAUUAGUAUUUUUUUUAUUAAUAUGUGUUAUAUUAUUUUCAUCAGCUGUUUAUUUUGCUGAAGUUGAUUCAGAUAGAACAUAUUUUCGUAGUAUACCAGAUGCAUUUUGGUGGGCUGUAGUUACUAUGACAACAGUUGGUUAUGGUGAUAUGAGACCUGUAACAAUGUGGGGUAAACUUGUUGGAUCAUUAUGUGCUAUUGCCGGUGUAUUAACUAUUGCAUUACCAGUACCUGUGAUUGUUUCAAAUUUCAAUUAUUUUUAUCAUAGAGAAACUGAAACUGAAGAUAAACAAACAUUUAUACAUGUUCAAUCAUGUACAAGUUAUGCUAAUUUAAGUUUAAGUAGUUUAAAUUCUAAUAAUAAAUGUGAUACAGGAUCAAUGAUAAAUGAACAACGGAAACAAUAUAAACCAAUCGAUACUGAAAUAAAGAAUGAUCAACUUAUUGAUAUGAAGCAUCAAAAUCGAUCUAAAUCAUUGGCAAGUUGGCCGAAUAUACACCAGGAAGAUAAUUAUCUAGCCAAACGGAAUGAACAUAGAUCAUCAUUUAAAGAAAGUAAUGAGUAUGAUGACAUUUUAUUGUCAAAAUCAACAAUUCAUCCCCCACAAUCUUUUAAUAUAUUGAGUAAUGAGACCACUGGUACAUUCGUUAAAUCAAUGACUAAUGAAGAUACUAAUGAAGCAAAAAUGACAAAUGAUUUCGGUUCUCCUCAAUCUAUUCAAAUCUAUUCAAGUAUUCAAGAAGAAAUGAGUGCACCAAAUUUAAACAAAAAAGAUGUAAGUUCAACGCCAUACAUCAGUAAAAUUACUCGAAGUUUAUCUCUCCCUCUUUGUAUUAGAACAGAGGGAGAAAAUGUACCAAAAUGCACCCAAUCAUUUAAAGUUAGUGGAAACCUUAAAGGGAGAUUAUUAAGUUGCCUACAUGAAACAAUUAAUGAAUCUUGUGAAAGUCAAAUUGUGGACUCUAAUAACAAUCAAUAUUUACCUGUAAGAUAUUACUUAGAAGAAAAUAUUGAUAAUCAUCAAAAUGAUCAACAAGAUACGUAUGAUAAUAACGAAAAUAGUACAGAUAUGGAAAGAAAUGAAGUUGAAAUAACAGAGACGUUAUUCUCUGAACAAAAUCAACCGGUACUUAAAAUUACAGAUGAUAUUACAAUAUCAGCUUCACAUGUACAACCAUCAGAUGAUAAAAUAUGCCUUAAUUCACCAGUUCACCUUGUUUCCAGCCACGACUGCAUCAAGAAACAUGUAAGUAGCAGUGGUAAUGAAACUGAGAAAACGAAAAAAUCUAAAUCUUUCCCUUCUAAACAACAAUACUCAUUUAAUAAAACUAUUGAAACGGAUGUCUGAUACAUCUGACAAAAUCAAUGAACUACUUUGAAUCCAAUACUUUUUUUACAACAUUAAAUGGACUAACAUUAGUUCUAUAUACACAUAACUGUCGUUAUAUAUAUACUAUUCAAGCAUGUAUAAUUAUGGUUGUAGUCGAUAAUCUUAAGUAAUUUCAUUACAACCGUAUUAAUGAAUACGUGUCAUAUGGUAAUGUUAGCAUAUAUCCAGCAAACUACUUAUUAUUGAAUUUAGUAGCUAAAAUGUUUCCUGUAAAAAAAUACGUCCCACGUCACUCUCAUAUAAAUAUUGCAGUUGUCAACGUUACAUUACAAAUACAUCAAUAAUUCUAUCUUCAGUUGUAAAUAAAAUUGACUUUUUUUCCAUUUAAAUGACCACUUCCAAAAUUCAUUUGAGAUUAUUAAUUGACUUCAUCUAUGUUAUUCUUCGUUUUCUUUUUUAUCAAAGAUUUCCUUGAGAACUGUAUGAACAUUUCUUUCCCUUUCUAAUAAUACAAAUCUACCCUCACCAUCUGUGUAUAUCACUAUUUCAUAAUUAUAAAAAGAGUAAAGCAUUCUCAGUGAGUAGAAUGUACUUUUAUUCAAACAAAAGAAUGUUUCCUUUAUCUCUCAACACACUUGUCCUAUUACUAUUACUACUACUAUUACUACCACCACUACUACUACUAUCCCCACUACUACUACAACCACCACCACCACUACUACUACUACUAUGUAUAAAUAUAUAUAUUUGUAUUUUUGUAACAUUAUCUUGAGGUUGUAUAAUACCUUAGUCAAUUAUUAUGAUCUAUGGAAAUCAAUCAGGUUAUUUGUUGUUUUCUUUUGCCUUGUUGUUUUUGAAACAAAUAACAUUUUAUUUAUGGG